Cutaneotrichosporon oleaginosum is the source of this 921-nucleotide messenger RNA. RefSeq lists its product as uncharacterized. Gene Ontology annotation, molecular function: oxidoreductase activity. Lineage: Eukaryota; Fungi; Basidiomycota; Tremellomycetes; Trichosporonales; Trichosporonaceae. The record is from RefSeq and is a predicted model, not a curated record.
AUUUCAGGUGGGGCACAGCGCAGCUCUUUAUCAAGCAGCGAGCAACGACAGCUCUUCUGCCAUAUCCCACUCUCCAAGAACACAAUGGACGCUUCUUCGCUCUUCAACGUCAAGGACAAGGUCAUCCUCGUCACCGGGGGUGGGCGCGGUGUGGGCGAGAUGAUCGCCUCAACCUAUGUCGCCAACGGUGCCAAGGUCUACAUCUCCUCGCGCGAUGCCAAGGCGUGCGAAGCGACCGCCUCCGAGCUCACGGCCAAAGGCCCCGGCAAGUGCAUUGCCAUCGCCGGCGACCUGAGCAAGUACGACGAGUGCAUCCGUCUCGCCAAGGAGAUCGGACAGCGUGAGGAAGUCCUUAACGUUCUCGUCAACAACUCGGGCGCCACCUGGGGAGCACCCCUCGCCGAGUACCCCGACGCUGCGUUUACCAAGCUCUUCACUCUCAACGUGUCUCGCGUGUUUACCCUCACUCAGGCAUUGCUCCCCAUGAUCAAGAAGGGUGCGGACCGCGACGGUGUCGGGCGUGUUAUCAACAUUGGCUCGAUCAACGGUCUCACUGUCCCUGCCAUGGAGACAUACGCGUACUCGUCGUCCAAGGCCGCGCUGCACCAGCUGACCCGCCACCUUGCCACUCAGGUGCCAGGCAACGUGACCGUCAACGCCCUCGCCCUUGGGCCUUUCCGCUCCAAGAUGAUGAAGGCGACUCUCGACGCUGCUGAGCAGCAGAUCGCCGGUGUGCUCCCAUCCAAGCGCAUCGGCACGCCCGAGGACGUAGGAGCCGCAUGCCUGUGGCUUUCAGGCCGGGGCGGUGAGUGGGUCACCGGCACCAUUGUCCCGAUCGACGGCGGCUCCGUUGCCACCCCCUCGCGCCUCUAAAUAUUGCGGCCCAUCAAUGUGACCUUAGAUGCAAAUAUAGCUACAACC